Molecule: messenger RNA, 1038 nt
Organism: Penicillium digitatum Pd1
Lineage: Eukaryota; Fungi; Ascomycota; Eurotiomycetes; Eurotiales; Aspergillaceae
Product: Trichodiene synthase
Molecular function (GO): carbon-oxygen lyase activity, acting on phosphates
Source: RefSeq, a predicted model, not a curated record
AUGGAUCCUAUUUCCGCCGAAAACACACUCGCGUAUCAUGGACUUUGGAUGAAAUCAACGACCACCGAUGGAGUUACUUCAGCGCACACUCCCCCUGAUCAAAUCAAGUCGCUGAUCAGGACCUUUCUUGAGGAUAUCGGCUUUGAUCGCAGCAUUCACGUAGUUCAAGACCAUGAGAUGACAAGGGCGGUUUGGCAGUACUUUCAAAGUCUCGAACUAGGAGAGAAGACUGAGCAAUCGGUCCAACAAACCCUCCACCCUUCGGUAAAUUUUGCAUAUCACGGGUAUACGACUCUUCCCUUCCAGGUGAGGGUGCUCGGUGCCAUUCAAUUCCUCUAUAUGUUUCUAGUGGAUGAUGUGGCGGAGGAAUUCAUCGAGGACCUUCAAGCAUUUGGUCAGAACUUUGUUCUGAAUCAACAACACAAGCAUCCGGUCCUUGCUGGGUUGGAUUCUCACCUUCGCAACCUGUCGCAUUAUUACGGUCCAUACUGCCAUUCGGUGAUGAUCAAAGGCAUGCUUGAUUACAUCAAUGGUCGUAUUAUCGAGCAUAAGAUCAAAGUGUCCAAGUUCCAGUUCUCCUCCGCGUCCCGUCUCAUGCCUAUGUUCUUAAGAAGCAAGGUCGGGGGCGCAGAGAUCAUGAUCCAUUUUCUCUAUCCCAAUUCUGUCUUUCCCGAAGAGGAAUUCGUGAUGAAAUAUUUCCCCGUCACCUUGGAGCUUGUGCUCUUCAUUGAUUUUACCAAUGACAUCUUGUCGUAUUACAAGGAGUUCUGUCUCAGCAAUGAAACAGGCAAUUUCGUGUCGAAUUUCGCCGAUACGCAUCAUGUCCAGCAUGUAGAUGUCUUGCGAUAUCUCACGAGCUAUACGCCAGAGGUCAUAAAGUCGGCUUAUAAACAGCUUCAAUCCAAUCCUUCGCUGCUCGCUUUGAUCAAGGAUUUCACGCAGGGAAUGAUCAUGCUCUUCACGGCGCAUCGUCGAUACCAUCUAGUGGAGUUGUUUGCAGAGGAGCAAUAUUUGCCACCUUAUGACGAGGAUGCAUAG